AGUAUACUGAAUACAUUUAGAUAAAAUCGAGAUAAAUUAUAUUCUGACAGAUUCUCUGUCGACGAUUUAAUUUGAGAAAUAAAAUAUGCCCUUCAAAUCCACUGUUUUCGUAAAGAUUACCUGCUAGGUGCUGCGUGGAAUAUCAACAUAACAAAGGUGUUUUAGGAAUCUUUAGAGAAAUUGCAAACUGCAAGAUGUUUCCUUAUAUUAUGACUCUCUCACCUCAAGGAUUUUAGGAGGAUUUUAAAUUGUGAAACAUAAAACAGCAUUGAAUCGAGUGAACAUCAACAAUAUGGAACCUUUCAAUAGGGAAUGUACACCACCCUGGUACGGUCAAAAAUUUAAUAAAGGAGAACUCGUUCUAAAACGACAUCGAUCUCUUCAACAAAAAUACAAGGACAGAGAAAGAAAUAAACAAGUUUUACAGGGAUGGUUACCAGAUGAUCAAGUGUUUGUUGAAAUAUCCUCCUUUCCAUCUAUCAUCAAGAAAGUGAGAGAAAAUCAGAUAUGCAUCAUAAUGGGAUCGUGCAACUCGGGUAAAACCGCAACCAUGCGACAUAUUGCACUCCUACUUCAAGACGAUUAUGAAGUAAUAUCUGUAUCAGAUCCAAUUGAUAUAAUAAAUUUUGGAAAUCACGAUGAUAUUCAACUUUUCACCCUUGAUAAUUUUUUUAACAAGUUGACCAUGGAAAGAAAAGAUAUGGAGAAGUUGGAUAACUUAGAGCCGAGCAUCAACUAUGCUCUUGGCGAGAAAUCAAAACUUAUCAUGACAUGUGACAAAGAAACUUAUCAACUUAUGAAAUCGAAUGGUUUUGUUUUUCAUGCUGAGUCUGUUGUUGAUUUAGACAGUGAAGAGUAUCAAAUAAACCUGGAGGAAAGAGAACUAAUUCUUGUUAGGCAUCUUAAAGACCAAACAAAAUCAAGAGUUCUCUCAGAGAAAUUGUCUCUGAUUCAAAAUAUUGAACAUUAUUCAGUUCUCUGUAAUCUUUUCAGCAGAAUAUAUAAGAUUCAAGAUUUUCAUUCCACGUUCUUUAUACAUUGGCGUGAAUGUAUAUAUCGUAUAUCUUAGAUUCCAUGAAAAGAGAAUGCAGUUUACAGUAUGCAGUUCUUGUCUUAUGUGUACUAAGUAAAAAUGGAUUAAUGCCAGAAAAAUUAGAAGAAUUGGUGAAUGAAAAAUAUCAAAUUUUUCAUGAUAUCAAUGUCAACCAAAAAGUAUAUUCUAAAGAAGUUGAAAAGAUACUAUCUGAACAAUUAGGAAAGUUCGUAAUGAUUAAUGACAAUUCUUCCUAUGUUAUAAUCCAUACCAUACUUGCUGAAGAAAUAGCGCUUCACUAUGGACGCGACUUCCCUGCCAUGCUCUUAUCGAACAUGAGCUAUUGCUUUAUUCAAAGAUGGCUAGAAAUGCACAUGGAUUGGACCAAACACCACCAAAAGUUAGACAAUCCUAUCUCUGUUAUAGAAAAUAACAGUUGCACUGCAGUUUGGAGUCGUCUGACUUCAAGCAGAGACAUGGGAGAUCUGCAUUCAGCAUUUCAGAGUAAGCUGUUGUGUAAUAAGGCAAUUCUUGAAAAGUUCAUGAGUUUACUUGAAAAAAAAUCUUUCGAAGAAAUCAAGAAUACUUUCUUGUCACCUCAGACCUCUUUUCAAAAGGUUGUUCCUGGUGCAUUUCAAGGACACCUGUCAUGGUGUCAUUCAAAUAAGUCUUAUCAAAAGAUAUUCCUGACAGCAUCACGUGACAUUACAGAAGACAUGUUACUUGCUGAUCGCACGAGAGAAUAUGAGGAAUGGACACAAAAUAUUCGCAUUAUUUCUUGGGUUAUCUAUCACGGUCACACUGAGAUUUUAGAAUAUAUUUUGAAGGUUGCCAAAGAAAAUGGCAUGGAUGUCAGGGAAGCUCUGGUCAUGGGAAAUCCAACUCCUGAGGCAGAAAAGGAAGCAAGCAGAUUAAUGGUUCUUGCGUGUUAUGGAGGCAGUGAAGAAAUGGUGAAGCUGCUGCUUUCAAAUUUGAAAGCUGAACAUAUAGAUCAACAUUCAAAGCGAUACUGUACCUCUGAUGUUUACCAUGCAGAUACUCCUUUAACUGCUGCUUGUCGACGCGGACACUUCCCAGUGGUUAAACUUUUAGUGGAAGCAGGAGCGGGUGUCAACCAAGUCAAUGCUUUCAAUGAGUCUCCUUUAUGCGCAGCUUUAAAAUCGAAGAAUAUUGUACUGAUCAAAUUUCUCCUAGCGAGAAAAUCAUCCAAAAGUAAAUCUGAAUUGAUGCAUUCGGAAGAACCACCAAAUAUAGAGUUGCUCGAUUUGUGUAUGGAAAAUGGUAAAUCAGACGUUGGGAAUCUAAUGCUGAUGGCGUCGAAAUCUGGAAAUUUAUCAUCUGUCAAAUAUCUCCUAAAUAGCUUGAAAUGUAGUGAUCAACAAAAUCACUAUAAAACUUCAUCUUUAAUGAUUGCUAUCAAACGUGGUCAUCAAGAGGUAGUAAAGGCUUUAGUGGAAGCCGGUGCAGGUUCCGAUGGUAUUUCAGCGCUUAAUGUUGCUAUGAGUGAAGAAAACCUUGACAUCGCAAAAGAUCUUAUCAGGCAAUUCAAAAUAUGCAAAAAUAUGGAAUCAGAUUUAACGCCACUUGUCCACGCUGCUGAAUCAGGCAAUUUCACAAUUUUAAAAGAGUUGCUAAUUACCUGUCCAAAGGAAAAAUGUACAUAUUUAGCAAAAAACAUCUCUCUGCUUGAGAUAGUAUCAAAGAGUUCUGUUGAAGUUGCCCUCUUGCUUAUUAAGCAUGGAGCAAACGUCAACGAAGAAGAUCGCGACAGAAGAACUCCACUGUAUGUCGCAUCGGUACAGGGUAUACUUGCAGUUGUGUUCUCUCUGAUCUGCGCAGGAGCAAAACAUAAUGUGCGAAUAAAUAAAUACAAGUAUUUUCCUGUCUAUAUAGCAUCAAAAAAUGGACACCUUGAAGUCGUCAAAUUGUUAAUUACAGCGGGAGCAAACUUAAAAAUGAAAACGGAAGAAGGUUUUACAUCUCUCAUGAAAGCAGUUUUGGAAAACAAACCUGAAAUUGCAAGAUGUUUGGUUGGUGCUGAGAAUUCGAAAGAAAACUUAAGUGGAAACUAUCAUCUUUUUGAAAUUUUGAAAAGUUUUAAUGGAGCAGAUUUUUAUCUGAACGAGUUUGACGACAUUGUACCUAGAAAAAGAUUUGGUUUUCUUGUAAGGAAAGAAGGAGAAGUGAUGGAACAUAUCAUUGAUAAAGACGCACGACAUCUCCGUCACCUAUUAGACCUUGGAUUAGAUCCAAAUGAUGAGCUAGCUAUAUAUGAAGGAUCCCGAGAUAAUGCGCAUAAGGUGUCAUUGUUAUCCCUUUUUGUAGAUAAGUGGCUCGUAGCAACACAGCGAAUUAAAAAGAUUGAAUUGUUAGUCGAACGAGGAGCUAAAUAUAGUGUUGAAGAUCUUCGCUAUGCCCCUAUUUGUGAGUGUGAUUCCUCUUUCUUAGAUGUAAUGAAUGAGGUUCGAUGCCACAUCAGAAGAAAUUCGAUUUAACCAAACGUGCAGAAGUAUAAUGUAUGCAACGAAGUUAGCAAAGCUUCAUCUCUUUGAAAUAAACUUUGUACAAUAAAUCAUUACAAUGGAAUUGGAAUAUAUAUUAAAUUCAUAUAGCAUAUAAUCGCCCUAAAUGUCAUUUUGUGCUUGCAAUACCAAUUUAAUCGUUAAAUUAUUAUAUGUGGAGGAUGUAACCGUUAGGACGAGCGAAAAUACUUAUUCAGUUUUAAUUUAGAUCGAACUCGUCAAACAACAAGUGGUAUUUAGUGCGUCUAAACUCUGAUGUCAAAUAACAUCGUAUUAUUAUGCUGCAUUAAUUACCAAAUCGAAGCCUGACAACUGCUGAUUUGAAUGAAGAACCGUUUUAUCGACCAUUUGUCUGCUUUACUUUUUUGUUGUUAUUCUCACGAGAACGUGGUUUUACGAAACAACGCAUUGUGGGUUCAAAGUUUCUCCGGAAAAAAUUCAAAAGAACGAAUGUGCAGUGGUAUUUCCCCUUCGCUCAUGCGUCGUCGUUAGGGCUUGCUGUGCUUGUUUUUUAUCUAGCAAACUUUUUACGCUUUUGGUAUUAUGAAAAUAUGUUCUUUAACUAUUACUUUGUUUAAAGUAUAUUAUUAGUCACACUGUUAGGGACCUAAUACGGUGUCAUAGAGUGUGUGAAAUGGAUAUCCGUAAUGGGCGAGGCGAAUUUCACACCCUGUAU
Messenger RNA from Saccostrea cuccullata (small rock oyster), 4231 nucleotides. RefSeq names its product ankyrin-2-like. NCBI's taxonomy places the organism in Eukaryota, Metazoa, Mollusca, Bivalvia, Ostreida, Ostreidae. The record is from RefSeq and is a predicted model, not a curated record. Gene Ontology annotation, molecular function: protein binding. The coding region runs from base 1048 to 3528 and encodes 826 amino acids. Gene Ontology annotation, cellular component: cytoplasm; nucleus. The transcript is spliced from 4 exons.